CAUGGUUCAAGUAAAGAGAUAAGACAGAAGAAAAGUUUAUGAAUAUUUGUUAAUGGAAGGUGUUAUUGUUAUCAAGAAGGUAUAUUUUUAUGAGAAUUCAAGGACAUGGCACUUCCAGUUCAUUAGGAAACAGGAGUAAAAAACUUAGAAGUUUGGAUGUUAUUGAGAAGUUUAAGAGAUAAAAAGCUUGUUGAUUUGGUAUUCUCAUGGCAAUACUACUAUUAUUAUCUUAAGGCUGAAGGUGUAAAAUAUGUUAGAGACAAAUUGGGUACAUGAAAAUCAUCUAUUGUAAAGGCAUUGUUGAGGAUGUUAUCCCAGCCACUUUCAAGAAAGCUGAUAAAAAGUUUGAAGAUGAUGUUCCUGAAUAAAGAAGAGGCCCAAGAGGAAAUAAGCCUUUCGGUAGAGGUGGUAAUAGAGGACCAAGAAGAGCAGAAGAAGGAACAGAAACAGCAUAACAAUAACAAUGAAA
Messenger RNA from Paramecium pentaurelia, 469 nucleotides. NCBI's taxonomy places the organism in Eukaryota, Ciliophora, Oligohymenophorea, Peniculida, Parameciidae. The record is from the annotation of a GenBank genome assembly.